Daphnia pulex (common water flea) is the source of this 2542-nucleotide messenger RNA. Its product is annotated as chromatin assembly factor 1 subunit A-like. The coding region runs from base 114 to 2225 and encodes 703 amino acids. The transcript has 9 exons. Gene Ontology annotation, molecular function: mRNA guanylyltransferase activity; protein tyrosine/serine/threonine phosphatase activity. Gene Ontology annotation, biological process: 7-methylguanosine mRNA capping; protein dephosphorylation. NCBI's taxonomy places the organism in Eukaryota, Metazoa, Arthropoda, Branchiopoda, Diplostraca, Daphniidae. The record is from RefSeq and is a predicted model, not a curated record.
AAACUAGAGCAGCAGUUUUCGUACGCUAGUGGGCAGACGUCGUCUAUCAGCUCAGGAAGUUAAAAUCUUGUAAAAUUUUAGCAACUUUGACAAUCAUUUUCUGAUAUCGAAAAAUGAGAGGGAAAAGGAAUCUUGACAACGGGCCAGGUCCAAUUCCUCAACGGUGGCUGCACUGUCCUCGAAAGGCCAAAUCUGCAGUGGGAGGCAAAUUUUUAGCAUUUCAAACGCCACUGGAUGCAAGAGACGAUAGUCAAGUUGACGAUGAAUAUAAUGUUCACCCUGAAAUGGUAUUUUCAUCAGCCAAAAAUUUGCUGAAGUUGAAAAUUGGCCUUUGGAUCGAUCUUACUAAUACCAGCCGGUACUACGACAAGAAUGUAGUAGAAGAAAAUGCAUGCAAGUACGUGAAACUCGAAUGCAAAGGACACAGUGAAACUCCCAACCCUGAAACUGUGGACCUCUUCAUCAAAAUUUGCACGGAAUUCAUUUCACAGAAUCCGUCACAAAUAAUUGGAGUCCACUGCACCCAUGGCUUCAACCGAACCGGCUUUCUCAUUGUUUCAUACUUGGUACAGGCCUUGGACUGGUCAGUAGGAGCUGCAGUCAAGGAAUUUUCUAAAGCAAGACCGCCGGGAAUUUUAAAGCAAGAAUAUAUUAGAGAACUUUUCACUCUUUAUGGUGACAUGGAUGAGGCCGCACCUGCCCCUGCCUUCCCAAUGUGGCAUUGUAAGGCUGAUGAUGAUACCCUCAUCAAAGAAAAAACAGAAGCUGUUGAUGGAGUCACCAUUGCUAAGACUUCAACAUUUAAUUUACUAGUUGAUUAUCCUUCAUCUGACGAAUCAGAUGCUUCAAUGGAUGAUUCAGGAAAGACUCGGCCAGAUGAAACAUCCACUCCUAGGAAAGGAGUGAAAGGCAAGAAAAAGCCUGCAUUAUCCCAAGAAGAAAGACUCUCUCAAGUGUUUACAAAUUUUUUCACUCAAAAGAAAACAACCCCGGCCAAGAGUGAUGACCAACCUUCAUGUCACAAUUCAUUAACCUGUAUCUUAGCGUUCCCACCUUUCCAGAUAAAAGAAAACAUGAAAUUAGCCCCUACUGUUCGAACGGAAUUUGAUACACUCAGAAAGGAAAAUUUUGAGCAAAUCCUGCAAAAGUCGAAACCUACAACUGAAUUAAAUCCUCGCCAGUACAUAGAAAAUAGAGGAAGAAGCUGUGGUGCUACUUGGCCGCUUGAUAAGGAUAAUGAGAAUAAUGAUGUGGAAGUGAUUGGCGAGGACGAAGCGGAAGCCCCCACGAUCGUCCAUGCUGUCUCUCGAAGAAUGCGGCCCAAGUUAUUGAAGUUUUAUGAAAAUCGUCGUCCUGCUUAUUGGGGAACCUGGAGAAAAUCGAGUAAUACAGUGGGUCCAAGACGUCCUUUCGGCAAAGAGGUCAUAUUCGAUUACGAUGUCGAUUCUGAUGAUGAAUGGGAGUCUGUUGAACCGGGCGAAUCUUUGACCGAUUCCGAAGGUGAAGGCGAAGAAAAAGAGCCAGCCGACGAAUAUGAGGUCAAUGAAUUCCUUGUACCCCAUGGAUACUUGAGCGACGAAGAAGGAGAGAAGGACGAGGACGAGAGAGCUCUAUCCCCGUCUGCAGCCAAAAUUAAACUCAAGUUAAAGGAAGAGCAAUUUGAGAGAGAAAUGAAGAAGGAGACGUUUGAUAUCAAACCCAGCUUGAUCGGUUGUUGCUGGUCGGAUGACCUUAACCCUAAUCCGCAGCAUCUCAAAGUUCUUGAGCGCAACGCAGCGGUUGUAUUGUCUUCAACACUGCCAAUAGAACUAAAAAGUGAAUAUGGGGAGCCGGAUGAAAACAUCAACAAGAAAACAACUAAACGCUUCGUUAAUGAAAAAGACAUACCUGACCUUAUUCGCGUACUUCAUGGAAGCUUAUUCGGUAAAUCCACGAUUGUUCAAGAGUUUCAGUUGCAUUUGGAACGCAAUAGAGACGGAGAAAACCAGAAAGGUCCGUCCAAAGCACAAAUAUUGGCCAAAAUUGCUCAAAUUGCGUCGUAUAGCAGAUGUACAGAAGCCGGAGCAAUGAACGGAAGAAAAUGUUGGCUCGUGCAACCAAAUUUUCUUGAGCAUUACAAUCUUGCUGAAUUAUCGGUGAUUAAUGCUUGGGAAUUCGCUACCGAGACGAAAAAGCGAGGAAGUAAGGCCGACGAAUCUAAAGAUCCCGCGCGUGUCGCCCAUUAAGGAAUGUGAUCAGCCAGGUAGUUUCUUCAUCGCAGGAUAACGAGCUUCUAGAAUCGGUAAAAAUUCAAAUGAGCCAGCUAAGCAACCAACAAACCCAAGAGUGACACUAAAAAGACUCAUUAUAAACUGACGACUCAUUGGAUGGGGUGAAAUGUUUUACUGUUGAGUUAUUUGUGUCGUUCCUUUCGAGUAAUUUUAUGUUUAGAGCAUGUUUUUUUCCCCUGCAAAAUUUAAAAAUUUAUAUGUUGAAAUAUGGGAUGUAUUUUUUUCUGUAACCGUUGCAUACACCUAAAUUUCUAUUACACGGAUGAAAUAUA